Messenger RNA from Hyla sarda, 4041 nucleotides. RefSeq names its product 15-hydroxyprostaglandin dehydrogenase (gene HPGD). Bases 124 to 918 code for a protein of 264 amino acids. Lineage: Eukaryota; Metazoa; Chordata; Amphibia; Anura; Hylidae. The record is from RefSeq and is a predicted model, not a curated record. Gene Ontology annotation, molecular function: oxidoreductase activity, acting on the CH-OH group of donors, NAD or NADP as acceptor. Gene Ontology annotation, cellular component: cytoplasm. The transcript has 7 exons.
GAAGCAGGAGAUAAGACUCCAGCACAUUCAUCCAGCCGGGGAGGAGGUGACAGCACAGGCAGGACUGCAGCCCUAGUCUCCAGCACUUCAUCACACAUCUGCAGGCAUCAGGCUACAGACAUCAUGUAUGCCAAUGGCAAGGUGGCACUGGUCACUGGAGCUGCCCAGGGGAUUGGCAGAGCUAUGGUGGAGGAACUUUUGAACAAGGGAGCUGCGCUGGCGAUGGUGGACCAAAACCAGAUAGCUGGAGAGGAGUGUAAGGCCUCCCUCGAUGAGCAGUUUGGAAGUAACAGGACUUUGUUUAUCCAAUGUGAUGUCACAGACCAAGAACAGCUGAGAGAUGCAUUUCAAAAGACAGUGGACCAUUUUGGAAGGUUAGACAUCCUGGUGAACAAUGCUGGAGUAAACAAUGAAAAAGACUGGGAAAAGACUAUUGAAGUUAACUUGAUCUCAGUUAUUAGAGGAACCUAUCUUGGCUUAGAACUUAUGAACAAAAAGAAUGGAGGUCAAGGAGGAGUGAUAAUAAACAUAUCAUCUCUGGCAGGUCUCACACCAGCUGCCUACCAGCCUGUGUACUCUGCUUCAAAGCAUGGCGUAAUUGGAUUCACAAGAUCAAUAGCGGCUCUGGCAUCUAUCGGAAACUAUGGUGUGAGGGUAAACACAGUGUGUCCGGCAUUUGUAGACACGCCACUUCUAGAAUCCAUUGAGAAAGAAGAAAAUAUGGGAGAAUAUUUCCAAUACAAGGAUAACAUAAAGGACAUGAUGAAACUGUUUGGCGUGCUUGAUCCAUCACUUAUCGCACAAGGAAUGGUCAAACUUAUAGAAGAUGAAACUGCAAAUGGUGCCGUAAUGAAAAUCACAACAUCUCGAGGAAUCCAUUAUGAAGAAUUCAAUGCCCAACAAAAGACAAAAGUGUGAAGCUGCAAUGAGAAGAUUGUUCAAUGUUGAACUGUUGCUAAAGUACUUUUUCCUCUUAUGAAAAAAUAUAUAUAUAUAUAUAAUGUUUUAGUAAAGCACAAGAACUAAUGGCAUUGAUGGGAUAUAGCAUCAUAGAAAUAAAAAUCCCACAACAGAAUUUAUAAAAUUAUAUGACAACAAAGUAAAUGUCCAAGAUCCUGUACUGGCUUAUUGUGUAAAGUUGGCAGGUAAUUAGUCCCUGUUUAAUGCUCAGUUUAGUGUAGAAAGGCUGUGCAGACCCUUUAGACUGGCUAGUCUAAGUUUUGACCAUUUUUUUAGGCUUACUUUAGAUCAAAACAGUGUGCCAAAUUUUAAGUGCAAUAGUGGCGCACAGCAUCACAGUUUAGGCUGUGGCGCUAUCUGCCCAUACUUUAUUAAGAAGCUUAAUAAAGUAUAUUAUAAAGCACUGAUGGACACAAUUAGAAUGCAUAUUUUAGUUUAACAUUUUGGUCUGUGCCCCAGAUAAAAUGUUCACGGUCCCUACCAGGAGCAGGGAGAAAGCAAAAAUACUGUGCUGCUUCAACCAGCGUUGUGCACCUAUAACCUUUGCUCUCCUCCAUCCCCCAGACUGUUUACGGUCUUUAAAUUGUUGCAAGCUUUUUUUCCUGGAGCCUGUUAGUACAGAGGGUCUUCAUGGGAGGCAUCAAUUGUGCCCAUAGCGCGUAGGAUUGCUGUCUGUGCUCUGCCCCUCCCCUGCCCCUCACUGCACUGCUGAAAAGGGAAAAGGUGUCAGCACUACAGGGAGGAGGCAAGUAUAGACAAAGGGGAUAAUCUGAGUAUGUAAUCUGAGCUUGUCUAUUGUAUAUUCCUGUUCCCAAUGCGUGUGUAUGUAUAUACUUUGUAUGUAAGAGUGUAUGUAUGCAUACACUGUGUGUGAGGUGGCGUGUCUAUGACUAUACUGUGUGUAUUAGUGUAAAUACUGUGUGUGUAUUAGUGUAUAUAUUAUGUGUAUGUACAAGGGUAUAUAUUAAGUGUGUAUGAGUGUAUAUGCAGUUUGAUUUGGUAGGUUUGUUUGGACAUACAGGUAAUAGUGUGUACACACAGUAUUUGCCCAUUAUGUUACUGGUAUAGAUUGACAUUCUGUCAAAAAGAUAUUAAGCAGGACUCAAAAUAAUCUGCUGAGUCUGGGAAAUUGGCCAAAUAGUCAUUAGAUCAGGGGUUCUCAACCAGGGGUUCGCCAAGGGUUAUGGGAGGGUACGGCAAUUCGCUGACAAAUACCGGCCAUGCAUUGGCCAGUAUUUGUCAGUGCAGAGCAGGGAUUGGAUGCCACAGUUGCCACGGCAGCUCACUAUAUUGUACAGCGGCCAGAGCUGCGGCCACGGCCACUUUAUUCGAGCUGCAGUGGCUGCCGGGCCUGACGUCCCUGAUGAUGGGCAGAGGCGGCGGCACAGCGCAGAAGGAUGUCACCCGCUGCGGCCCUCCGACUCCUGCCGAAUGGGAUAGACACAGGCCUGGUGAGCAUGUUAAACGAAGUGUAACAGCACAGUAUGGGAGGGUGUUAUUGUAUGUAUCUCAUAUAUUGGCCCAGGGGGAUUGGAGGGGGGAAUAAUGGCACAAGGGGAUUAAGAUGGAGAGGGGAUAAUGGCUCAAGGAGAUUAAUAUGGAGGGGGUAAUCAUUACUCCCCCCCCCAGCCAUCUUAAUCUUGUGCCAUUAUUCUCCCCUCCCUCUGAUUCCAUUUUGCCAUUAUCCGAUUAUGGCAAAAGGCGAUCAGAGGGAGAGGGGAAUAAUGGCACAAGGGGAUUAAGUAUCACAUUAGGAAGGUAAGCACACAUCUUCAUGAAAUUAAGUACUUUUAUUACUCAUUUUGUCCGCGGGUACCCCUCGCAGGAACUUACACAUAAGGGGUACCCAUGAACAUACUUUCACCCUUUGGGGGUACAGUCACGAAAAAGGUUGAGAACCACUGCAUUAGAUGACUAUGUUCACGCCAUGAAACUGAGUGGGCCCACUAGAGGUACGCCAUGGUAUAUAUUGACAUGCCUUUUUGAAGGAAAACCAAUGUGUAACUACAACAUACCGAGUAAACACAGUAUGAAACUGACAGUAAAUGGACAUAAAUUAGUUUCUUGACUAAUAAAAAAUACAAUGAGCUGUCCUGAAUGUUAAUCUUCUUUAUGUUUAUGACAUUUCAUGAAUCAAGAAUGCACUAUUGCAUCCAGUCAUCCAUAGAGGAUAAUAUAAAAGAUUAUAGUGAAAAAAAUGAAAACUAAUCCAAGAGAAAAGUGAAGGCAUUGCCUGUAGCAGUGGAUAACAUUCCGGCUCAUGUUUUCACUGGUCCCUAUUGAGCAACCUGAUUGAUGUCUAUGAGUUACUAAACCAUGUUUCCCUGGGAUUAUGAUAAAGAAUAUCCCCAGUGUGUUGCAGCAGCACCAAAGAUGGUGUGUGCAUUGGUAUUCAACUAAAGAUCUUGAUCUAAGGUAUUAUUAUUUGAAAAGCUGUAUAUAUAGGGCUUUAGAAAAACUGUGAAAAUAUGUGGAUAAUACACAUCUUUUUGUAGAAUAACCCCCAAAAAUAUAUAUUUUUGUAUUCAGUUCUAUAAUGUUUGCCCUGUCACAUGUAGUAUAAGCCCUGGGAUGUACAGCUUUUCCAGGAAGCUGACAGGUAAUGUCUUGAUCCAUUUAUUGUUAAAUAUUGUAGCAAAUGUAUAUAUUUAAGUUAUGCUCUGUGAUUGUAAGAAAUAUGCUGUGAUCUAUCUGAUGUGUGAAGUGUUUACUUUUAUAAAUGUUUCAAUCUGUACAUUUUGUCUAUGUAAAUUUGUUUGGUCAUUUAUCAUAUACAAAUUUUUAUUCACAGAAAACAUGGCACUUCAGAUGUGAUGCUGAAAUGGGAAUACAUUUAUUGACAGCCAUUCAUUUACAAUAUGAACCCUUUGAAGUGCUGGGUUUUCUAUGAAUAUUGACACAAGGAGUAGGUUCCUACCUGCCCUUAGAAUCUCAUUCAACCAUUAUAACAGUGCGCAUUUUAUAGUGACAAAAUAUCUGAAAUAUGUCACAUAAUGUUUAACCUUGACAAAUAUGUAAAAAUUUUCAAAUGGUUCAUGGUGUCCAAUAAUAAAAAGUUUAUCAAUAAAUUUGUUGAUUUUG